GUGGGUACCCUUGUCCCUUAUAAAAAUAUUAAUUUCCCCCUCUAAACCGGAUUUGUCGUCGUCUCGCAAUUAGCAUUUCUCUUAAGCUUCGCUCUCUCUCGGUUACGUAAAAGAGCACAAGAUGGGGUUGAGUUUCGCGAAGCUGUUUAGCAGGCUCUUUGCAAAGAAGGAGAUGAGGAUUCUGAUGGUUGGUCUUGAUGCUGCUGGUAAGACCACUAUUCUCUACAAGCUCAAGCUCGGAGAGAUUGUCACCACCAUCCCCACUAUUGGUUUCAAUGUGGAAACUGUGGAGUACAAGAACAUCAGUUUCACUGUGUGGGAUGUCGGGGGUCAGGACAAGAUUCGUCCCUUGUGGAGGCAUUACUUCCAGAACACUCAGGGUCUGAUCUUUGUCGUGGACAGCAACGACCGAGACCGUGUUGUUGAGGCUCGAGAUGAACUGCACAGGAUGCUCAAUGAGGACGAGCUGCGUGAUGCUGUGCUGCUUGUGUUUGCCAACAAGCAAGAUCUUCCAAAUGCGAUGAAUGCAGCUGAAAUCACAGAUAAGCUUGGCCUUCACUCCCUCCGUCAGCGUCACUGGUACAUUCAGAGCACAUGCGCCACUUCAGGUGAAGGACUUUACGAAGGUCUGGACUGGCUGUCCAACAACAUCGCUGGCAAGGCUUGAUGAGGGUGAGUUGCAUUUGCAUCGAGAUGGUUCUAUCCUCUGUGAUGCAAGAAACAAUUAUAAAUAUUAUCUGAACCUUUUUGAUAUUGGGUAUGGGAAUGUUUUGAUUGUGCAAGUAGAUGUCUUGUCUCUAAAACUUAUUUUGCUUUCGUGUCUGAACCCGGGUUUUCAAUAGUGGCCUUGUCCAUUUAUGUCUUGCACAGUAUAAGGCAGUGUAACAGUCAAAUGGUAUCAUGUUUAGAAAA
This is a messenger RNA of Brassica oleracea var. oleracea, 912 nucleotides long. RefSeq names its product ADP-ribosylation factor 2-B. Gene Ontology annotation, biological process: intracellular protein transport; vesicle-mediated transport. The transcript is spliced from 7 exons. Lineage: Eukaryota; Viridiplantae; Streptophyta; Magnoliopsida; Brassicales; Brassicaceae. The record is from RefSeq and is a predicted model, not a curated record. The coding region runs from base 122 to 667 and encodes 181 amino acids. Gene Ontology annotation, cellular component: cytoplasm. Gene Ontology annotation, molecular function: GTP binding; GTPase activity.